Tauraco erythrolophus (red-crested turaco) is the source of this 2015-nucleotide messenger RNA. The record is from RefSeq and is a predicted model, not a curated record. NCBI's taxonomy places the organism in Eukaryota, Metazoa, Chordata, Aves, Musophagiformes, Musophagidae.
AUGGGGCCAUCCAAAAGAGAAAAGGAAGAGCAGAGCGUGAUCCUGAUCAGCGAUGACGAAGCCGAGAGCACGCUUGGGAAUUCGGUUCUGUUGGUGGACCCGUUGGGUGAGUGCUGUGCUCUUGUUGAGAAGAAAUCUGAAGAAGUUGUGGACGAGGAAUGUGAACUCAUGGUUACUUUCUGUAAACAAGCGAAAGUGAUGCCCCAUGCAAGAUACGACUGUACAAUACACCCGUUUGAGCGAACGGAAUGUGAUACGUGCUCACCCCUGGGAAAAAAUGCUGAUAUUUGUAAUGAGUGCUACUGCUACAUUUGUGAUAAACUAGCUUCUGAGUGCCAGAAUUGGACAACUCCUUCCCUCUGUCACUGCAAUGCACACAACAAAAGCAAGUUCUGGAAGGACCAGCGUGACUUUGCCCUGGCUGGUGUUCUUGUCAUGUUCAACUUGGAGCUCACGGAUAUAGACGCAGACCUUCGGCACGGUGGAAGUCUUCUAAUAAAAUUUAUCCAGGAACUUUCUGUGGAGUAUAAUAAGUAUCUGAUUGGAGAAAGAAUGCCUCCCACACAACACGAAUGCUUUUGCCUCCCGAAAUUGCCUCCUGGGCAGUGCAACAUCUGCAGAUCACGCAACAUGGAGGUUGUAUACAAGUAUUCUGGAGUUUUUGCGCUGGUAACAAGAUUUUUAAAUCAGGCAGAAAGAGAGAGUCCUAAAGCUGCUGCUGUCAUGUUUCUGGGAGCAGCUAAAGAGAUAGCACUUCAUAAAGACCCUGCUUUAAACUGGCAGAACCUCGGUCACGCUGCUUCACUGAAGAUUGCUGUCCCUUCUCUGUUGCAAAGGAUCACAACACAACUUCAGAGGAUGCUGGUGUUGUGUGACUUUCCAAAAAGUUUGUAUGAAAAGUUUGUUAACUUCUUUCAGUCCAUCUCACUCCCAUGUCACUGUUUUGGCUUCUCAAAUAGCUUGAACGUUGUGCCGUGGGACCAUGUGUUACUGACGACAGUUUUAAAAGGUCAGAACAUCACUGGUCAAAGAACACAGAAAGGAAGAAAAGUAUUUCUGUGGGAAACACUCCCUGUUAUAGAUGCUCGAGUGGAGAAGCUGAUAGACAAAAAUAACUAUAAAGAAGUUGUUCGCUACCUGAGAGCUGUGAAAUGCAACGAUACCAAAGGGUUAAGAGACCUUCGAGACAAAAUCCCGUUCUACUUGUGUAAAACGGGCGAUUUCCUCGAUGCCGCGCACUCGCUGCUGUUCCCCGUCAACAGCCUGGCGUGCUGCACCGCCUGCCGGAUAACGCCUUUCCAGUUCGAGGUCUACCUGAAGAUGUUCAGGACAGGCAGUGUCCCUGCUGGAAAGGAUAUGCUAGACCCUGGGCCCUGGAUUACAGUUGGGGCUCCCUUGAAAGAUGGUGUCCUCAUUAAGCAGGCACUCAAACUCCUUUACACCAAUGUGUCACUAUACAGGAAUCCUAAAUGCUGGAGUUCCCUCAUCAUGAUCUUGGGCAGUAGCAAUUUGCUGGAAAAAAGUGGGCACCUACAUCCCCUGUCCCUGAAGGAGCCACCACUUGACUUCCAACAGGGGGUGGUUGCUGCCAGUGGUGGCCUUUUGGAGGAACUGAAGGCAAAAAUCAACGUUUCUUUGCCACCUGCUAUUUUCUCUCCUCACUUGCACCAUGAGGCUUGUCUUAUUCUCGCAGUGCAAGCAGUACAACAGAUGCUUUUUUGUGAUCUUCCAUACUUGACCUCCUUCCUAGAGAUAGCCCUGGCGUUUGGGAAUAACUUCUGGGCUCUGAGGCUGUUAUUAGACCAUCUUUCCUAUGAAGAACAAGUUCUCCAUGGCACUGUCAACCUCAUUUUGAGAGAUCUAAAUCGUCAGAAAGCAACAAUGCUAAAACUGUGGCAAAACCUUGGUCCCCAGUACGUGGGUGAAUUCCUCUGCCUGUUCCUGACGUGCAGACAUAAGAAGAUGCAGUCCAUUGGCCUGUUCACUCUGAAUAUUAUUACAGAGAACCUGCAUAU